Aspergillus ochraceoroseus IBT 24754 is the source of this 306-nucleotide messenger RNA. RefSeq lists its product as uncharacterized. Gene Ontology annotation, molecular function: protein-macromolecule adaptor activity. Lineage: Eukaryota; Fungi; Ascomycota; Eurotiomycetes; Eurotiales; Aspergillaceae. The record is from RefSeq and is a predicted model, not a curated record. The annotation marks the transcript as partial. Gene Ontology annotation, biological process: proteasome regulatory particle assembly. The transcript has a single exon.
AUGUCCGCAGAAUCUCUCCCCAUCAACCCCUCCGCCUUCGCCGAAGCCAUCAAGGAACUCUCCCUCCCCUCCAUCUACGCAAAAGCCUCCGAGCUCAAGAACUCAAUCGUCCACCUACAGCGCUCCAACACCGAACUCCAGACCUUCGUGUCUGAGUCUUGCGAGACCGAGACCGAGAAGCAAGAGCUGCAAGGGUACAUUGCUGAGAACGAGGGUGUGGUUGAGGCGAUGAAUGCGCGGAUUCAACUGCUGAAGACCGAGGUGGAGAAUCGUGGACAGCGGUGGAUAGAGCUUGACGAGACCGAA